Molecule: messenger RNA, 1307 nt
Organism: Diceros bicornis minor
Lineage: Eukaryota; Metazoa; Chordata; Mammalia; Perissodactyla; Rhinocerotidae
Gene: MPV17L2
Product: MPV17 mitochondrial inner membrane protein like 2
Exons: 5
Coding region: 394-1182 (262 amino acids)
Biological process (GO): mitochondrial ribosome assembly
Cellular component (GO): membrane; cytoplasm
Source: RefSeq, a predicted model, not a curated record
CGGGAGGAUCUGGAAAUCUGGAGGCCAGCUCGAGAGAGCGCGGUAACUGUCGAGACUGGCCAUCUCAACACGGGGCGGACGAGAGCCAGUGAUUUGCCGGCGGAACGUGGUCUGCGAUUGGCCAGCGCCGUCCGGGAUUGGCGGCUAAGAAAGCGGACGGUUGCCCGUAGGCCGGCGUGGAGAGGGCGGGGCCCCCAGGGCUGCGCGUCGACGGGCGGCGCGUAAGGCGCGGCGUGCGGCCUCGUUCGGCGACGGGCCCGGGGAUGGGAUGCCGGUCUUUUAUUGGCGAAUUCCGCUCGGGGCGGGCCAAGUGGAACGCCGAGCGGUCAGCGAUUGGCCGGCGCGGCUGGCGGCGGGCAUGCAGACCGCGAAGACAGCGUGCGAUUGGCCGGCAUGGGCGGGGCGGCCGGCGCCCUGGUUCCUGCGCCCCGGCGGGCGAUGGCGGCCGGCGGCUGGCGCUGGCUGCGUGGCCUUUGGGCCGCGGGGCAGCCCCUGUUCCAAGGCCGUGCGCUGCUCGUCACCAACACGCUGGGCUGCGGCGCUCUCAUGGCAGCCGGGGACGGCGCGCGCCAGUCCUGGGAGAUCCGCGCCCGGCCCGGCCAGAAGUUCGACCCCCGGCGCUCAGCGAGCAUGUUUGCGGUGGGCUGCAGCAUGGGCCCCUUCCUGCACUACUGGUACCUCUGGCUGGACCGCCUGCUCCCCGCGUCCGGCCUCCGCGGCCUCUCCAACGUCCUCAGGAAGGUCCUCGUGGACCAGCUGGUGGCCUCUCCCCUGCUGGGCGUCUGGUACUUCUUGGGCCUUGGCUGCCUGGAGGGCCAGACCCUGGAUGAGAGCUGCCAGGAGCUGCGGGACAAGUUCUGGGAAUUCUACAAGGCCGACUGGUGCGUGUGGCCCGCUGCGCAGCUGGUGAACUUCCUCUUCGUGCCCGCCCCGUUCCGAGUCACCUACAUCAACGGCCUGACGCUGGGCUGGGACACAUACCUCUCCUACCUGAAGUACCGGGAGCCUCAGCGACCAGUGACGGAGAUGUCCCAUGCUCAGCAUGGGGCCCCAGCCAGUCCCAAGCCCCAACCCCUCAAUACUGCUAUGGGCUCCCCCACGCCCUGGGUCCCAGGUGGGGAAAUGACCUGUCCCCUCUCAGCAGAGCCUGCCUGGAGUCGCUCGCAGGCUCUGGGGCCAUAGGCAGGGCCAGGCAGCCUCCAGUCUCCUCCUCUGUCACGGACUGUGGAGAUUCUAUUAAAUUCUCUCUGUAACUGAAAACCUUGUGGGUGACCAAAGCCAGCGCUGGGCCGGCGCUCAUAGAGACA